AUGGAUUGGGUCCCAACGUUACAGUACACGAUCAACUGCCGUGCUGGAAUCAACACCAGCCUCCUCUUCUUCCUCUUCUUCUCCUUCUUCUCCCUCCAAGGUAUAUUAGUACUAGUAGCAUCUGCACAUGCCAUCAAUGCCAUGUCCGCCGCGCUGCUACCGGCGGUCUGCGCAUGUACCACGGACCCGGAAGCACUGCCAGCGAAGCCGUGGCGGGGCUGUACCGGAUACCCCAUCGCCAUGUUUCGCACAGGCGGGCCGGCCAUGCCCUGCCAGUCAAGUCAGCCAGCCAUUUGCAUUGUCAGAGGCGAGCAUGGGAUGCAUAGCUCCAUGCAAUCAGCGGCGCAGUUUAGGGACAUGGAAGUUAACGCACGAGACCCUCGGCCAGCUGCUAAGAAAAGAAACAUUCGCUCCGGAGCGCUGAAGAUGAUCGGCCUUAAGCGCCCACCUCCAGACUCAGACAAUGGCAAGACGAGAGCAGAAGUCACCAGGCGCCCGACGGUGGCGUGUUUUGUUUGCUGUUUGUUGAUGUGUUUGCUGUCCGGCGUAUGCGCGCGCGUGUGUGGGCGAUAUGCUCAGAUGUAUACGGACCCGUCGAUAUGCCCGCAGCCAGCCGCAGCUCGGUACAGCACCACAACCACAGCAGCAGCCUCCGGGGCGUUUAGUGACAUGUGCAGCGCGCUGAAGCCACCGGCCUCUAGCGAGCAGCUGUCUGCACUCGGCUGGUGCUAUGUGCUCUAUCCCAAGCUCCGUACAGGCCGCCACCAUCCAGAUGAGGCAUCCGUCAAAAUCAGUCGGGGAACAUGCCGUCCACGUGUUGCCGCGCUCACAUUGGGCGCCUGGAAUCCCGGUGUGAUGAGCUCUGCUUUGUGGCCUCUGGAUGCAGCUGCAGCUGCAGCUUCUCAAGCACGCAUGCAGCCCGUCCAGCCGCCUCUCGUCUCCCCGCCCGCUUCUCAUACCCGGUCAUGCGAGAUCCAGAUUUCCCAUCUGCGCCAGCGGUUCUCUGCGCUUUGCGGUGGCUGCCAACCCCCCGUCUGGCCCCAAUCGACCCCCCCUUCGGCCGGCCUCGCUCACGACCGUUUCCCUCCCCAAUUCUCCUCUUUCUGCCCCUCCGAGGCUGGGGCGCCAGCAAAGCACCGCCAGAAUCACCAAAAAGGUCACAGACAAGUCAGCGGCAAGAGGGUCGAUCUGGGGGCGAUUGGGAAGCGAGACGCCAGCACUGACACCAGCAUCAUCAGACAGAACCCGGCAAAAGAGACAAGUGACCAUGCUGAGGUGGGCUUAGGCUUGGGCUGGCACAGAAUUCAAAGUCCUACACGUGAGGGCCAAAAAUGGUCAGAGGGCCAUUCUGACGUGGUGCGAAUGCAACGAGAAAGCGUUUUGCUGGCGAUCCCUGCCGCUGCCAGUCCCUUUCGGCGAGGCAUCGCAUCACGGCUCGCCUUUGGCCCAAUCGAACCAGCCACACCGUUCACUGCCGGCCACUCGAUUCUGUUCUUCUCUUGUGAUUUGCUCAAAAUUCUCGCCGUCUCAUCUACCAGUACAAGUACAACCAACUAUUGCUACAGCGCUUGCAAAGUACAUCUACCCGCCUGCAAGUGCUCGGAUGCAAUACUGUACGCUGCGACCCAUCGCCCACCGCCUUGUGGAAAAGCAAAUAGUAUGGACCAGGAGGUGGUCAUGGCGACGGCUGCGGCCGAGUCAAGCAAAGCAGUCAUCCACAGCAAGCAGAAUCUUGAGCCCCGGGCAAAUCGGGGGGGGGAUUUCGGGGACAGCAGCGGGAGGCUCCUCCGCCUCGCCUCGAACUCUGGGCGCUGGGGCCAAACAAGUGGCAAGGACAUAGCCUGCCCUAUGCCGAAUCAAGACCUAGCGUCACGCUCUGGAUGCGAAAGGCCUCUUACCCGGAUGCACCUUUGCCAGACCGGUGUGUUUUGCAAGUACUACGAGUACUACGAGUACAAGUACUGUAUCCCGCCAUUUGGUACGUUUUGCCUCGCUUGUCUUGGGGGCUCAAGUUUGGCAACUUCUUCAGCCUCCUUUAUUCCCAACCCUGCUCUUGCCGGCUGCGCCGACUUAUUUUUUCUUCGCCUCCCCUAUGCACAGCUGUUUCAGAUCAGCCUAGGGUCGGCAGUUCAUCUGGCGGCUUCCCAAGGGCUGGACCAGACAAAGACGAUGCUAUUCCCUUCCGCGGCCAACGUUGCAUUUUCCCAGAGCCAGAAAAAGGAGACGCGACAGGAAUCAUGUCAUUGUCGGACGAGUACUCGAUAUGCCCGCACUGCUAGUUUUCAGCCCCUUGAAUACACAGCAGCCAACGCAUUUGAGCGGGAGAUGUCGCCGUCUCCCAACAUGGUGCCUCAAUGA
Molecule: messenger RNA, 2358 nt
Organism: Trichoderma virens Gv29-8
Lineage: Eukaryota; Fungi; Ascomycota; Sordariomycetes; Hypocreales; Hypocreaceae
Exons: 10
Coding region: 1-2358 (785 amino acids)
Source: RefSeq, a predicted model, not a curated record